AUGAACAGUUCUUGUGCUAUGAUGUCCUGUGUGCUCAUCUUUCUCCUGGCCCUACUGUGUGCAGAAAGAGCUCAGGGCCUAAAGUGCUACAAUUGCUUGGGGAUCCCAUUUGAUUAUACCUGCUCAUCAACUGCUACCUGCCCCUACCCUGAUGGAGUCUGCGCUAUUCAGGUGGCAGAAGUUGUUGUGAGCUCUGUAAGAGAGAAAGCAAAGAACCAUAUUUGCCUUCCCGUCUGCCCAACGAGUUCUCAAACUGCUGAGAUCCUGGGUACUGUUGUCCAAGUGAAUACUUCCUGUUGCACCAGAGAUCUUUGCAACGCAGCAGGGCCCACUGGAGGCAGCACCUGGACCAUGGCAGGGGUGCUUCUGUUCAUCCUGGGCUCAGUCCUCCUGCAGACCCUGCUGUGAUGUCCCCUCCAAAGCCCUGCCACCCUUGUCCUUUUAUCCUCUUGUGUAUUCACUCCUCCCUGGAGCCCUCUAGUGAUAAAUUCUGAGUAAUAGAAACUCAGAGGUGGGGGUAGGGUGUGCAACACCUUGUUUCAACUCUAUAGCCCCUGCUGGGUAGGUGCCCCACUCCCCUCUCUAGGGCUUUCAGAUCUCUACUUCCUGGAAUGCCAUUGUGUUGUGGUUUGCUGCUCUUGGCCCUGGAGGCACGUGGACAGCACGAGGAAGAGGCAUAAACCCAAGGCACUGUGUGACCACCUCCAUCCAUACAUAAAAAUCUGGGGUCCUGCAGGGUUCCCACACAUGCAUCUCAAGGUCCCCCUAUUUGAGUCCAAUAAACUCUCUGUUCUCCCA
Rattus norvegicus (Norway rat) is the source of this 798-nucleotide messenger RNA. It is a transcript of the gene Ly6al, whose product is annotated as lymphocyte antigen 6 complex, locus A-like. The record is from RefSeq and is marked inferred. Lineage: Eukaryota; Metazoa; Chordata; Mammalia; Rodentia; Muridae. The transcript is spliced from 3 exons. Bases 1 to 408 code for a protein of 135 amino acids.